AUGAACGACCAGAUCAAGGUAGAGCUACAGAAAGGACUUAAAUCCCGUCCAGUGUAUAUACCAGCAUGGUACCGAUAUGACGAAGAGGGGUCUCAUUUAAAUGAUGUCUGUAUAGAUCAGUGCAAGUGGUAUUAUUUUCAUCGAUUUGAAGUGAAACUUCUUACAGACGUGUUGGAUGAAAUAAUUGAUUGUGUUAAAGAGUCGAGUAUGCUUGUUGAUCUUGGAAGCGGAAAUCCAUACAAAACACGUCUGCUUAUAGAUCAACUUCUUUCAACGCAUGAACGGGUAGCCUAUGUCCCGGUAGAUAUUUCUCAAGGGUACAACGAACAAUUCCAUCUGAACUCAAUACAUCGCCUUAACAGAGAAAUGGGCGAUAAUAUUGACAUAUCCAACUUUGAAAUCAAGAAUGAAUUAGUAGUAAAGUCUUCAGAUAGUCAAUGUAGUUAUAUUAAUGUAUGGAUGGAGGCCAGACAUAAUUGUGUCUUUGAUAUAAGCAAAUUAGAUUUGACAGUAAGAUUUGAGAAAGGAGACAAACUGUACUUGCAUGAAGAAGGUGGGAUAUCUUGUAAAUAUACCAUUGAACAAAUAAGACAUUUAUUGAACAGAGCAUCACUAGGAAUCGUGGACUCCUGGGUGAAUGAACAUGUAGCAGCAGUUGUAGUUAGCCGGAAAUGA
This is a messenger RNA of Mytilus californianus (California mussel), 675 nucleotides long. RefSeq lists its product as uncharacterized. The record is from RefSeq and is a predicted model, not a curated record. NCBI's taxonomy places the organism in Eukaryota, Metazoa, Mollusca, Bivalvia, Mytilida, Mytilidae. Bases 1 to 675 code for a protein of 224 amino acids. The transcript has 4 exons.